AUGGCAUCAACAGCGCCCCCAGAAAUUCUACAAGAAAUAUUUCUUCAGCUAACAUACAACGCUGACGGCAACUUUUACACGUCCGAUCUUCAUUCUUGCAUUCUGGUGAACCGACAAUGGUGCGCAUCAGCGAUAGCGCUUCUCUGGUCGGAACCAUUUGGAUCAUCCGCCACGCUCAAAAACAAGCGUUACGAGUCAUUAAUCGAGGUGUACCUCCUCUUUCUGCCGCUGGCAACACUCGCAAAGCUUUUGCCACAGACGGUUCUACGUCGAUAUCGAAGGUGCCCACCGCCGAAGUUCGAGUAUCCGCAUUUCGCAAAGCAUAUUAAUUUCGAUGGAAUGUACAAGACGGUGGAGAAAUGGUGUAGUAAACGGUAUUUAUCAGUCGCGUAUAUGGAGAAAAUUUAUUGGGCCUUGUUUGAGGUUAUGCGACGGUCGGGCGCAUGUAUCGUGGCGUUGACUUGUCAUGUGUCUGCUUACCCAAGAGAUGUGCCUCAGUUUUUGUUGAAAAGCGACGAUGGGUUCCAGGAAUGGCUGGCUUCGGUUCGAACGUGUUGUUUGGUGUGUGAUACUAGUUCACAGACAGCGAUAUUGUUUGAUGCGCUGCCAGAGUUAUCAGUUGGCGUGGUGAGUUAUCUUUUGAAAUUAAUUCUCCGAUUAGAAUUCAUAAAAACUUAUCUCAAAUCUUAUUCGUAUCCCCAUAAACAGGAAGUACUACACCUGAUAAUGUACGAUCCAGAUGUGCACAGCAAUCGAACCCUCUUUCCAAAACAUAUGGGCCGAUUUCGACGUCUCCAAAAGCUCACACUGCAUCGCCUCUCCAAAGAAUGCGAAGUCUAUCUAACCGCUUACCACUACAACUAUGAAUGGGAUUUCUUCCUCGAAAUCGCCAAUCUUCUCCUGGUCGCCAAUAUCCAUUUACCCAAAGAACUACUAUUCUCCAACAAACUUGUUGAAGUUGUAUUUCGUCGUUGUCGAGGGUUUAGUCAUACUGCUGUGCAACAAGUUCUCGUCACAUCAUUUCCAAAGUUGCGAAAGGUUACGGUAAUUGAUUGUGAGGAUGCGUGUCAGGAAUUUGUUAGGUGGGCAGAUGAGAUUAAUCAACGUGCUAUAUCGUCUAAUGACGGGGCAGGCGCUAAACAGAAUAUGGUGAAAAAUUGA
Molecule: messenger RNA, 1161 nt
Organism: Ambispora leptoticha
Lineage: Eukaryota; Fungi; Glomeromycota; Glomeromycetes; Archaeosporales; Ambisporaceae
Source: the annotation of a GenBank genome assembly